AUGUCUAAAACUUCUACAUCCACAGGGUUUUCUUUCCCUCCUAGGGAUCCUGGCUAUCCGAGGGAAUGCGAUUACUGCUUUCCUAGGAUUGAUUUUUAUGAUGGAGCCGAAUUCGCUCGUCAUCUUCGAGUUGUUCAUUCUACAAAAGAAGGUGGAUCAUUUGUUUGCAGAUAUGGUGAAAACAAUGUUUGUCAAAAACUGCCUUUAGAAGGAGUUUCUGAUGUUGACUAUGAAGCUCACAUUAGGCGAUUUCAUACUUGUGGUAUCCACCCUUACUGUGUUGAUGAAACCUAA
Molecule: messenger RNA, 294 nt
Organism: Auanema sp. JU1783
Lineage: Eukaryota; Metazoa; Nematoda; Chromadorea; Rhabditida; Rhabditidae
Source: the annotation of a GenBank genome assembly